AUGACGGCCUCUUUCCUAGUCGAUCACUCUCCCCACCAGCCCACUGCCGCUGAAAAAUUGGCCUCCGCGAGCAAUCUCGUCCUCAUUGACAAUUAUGACUCCUUCACGUGGAACGUCUAUCAAUACCUCGUCCUCGAGGGCGCUACUGUCACGGUUUAUCGAAACGACAAGGUCACUCUGGACGAACUGAUCGCGAAGAAUCCUACACAGUUGGUCAUCAGUCCUGGACCUGGCCACCCAGACACCGAUUCAGGAGUCAGUAAAGAUGCCAUCAGACACUUUGCGGGGAAAAUACCUAUACUUGGCGUAUGCAUGGGACUGCAGUGCAUUAUAUCGGUGUUCGGCGGCAAGGUGGAUGUUACUGGAGAGAUUUUACAUGGCAAGACUUCGCCCCUGAGACACGAUGGCAAAGGAUGCUAUGCUACACUGGCACAAGACUUGCCGGUAACAAGAUAUCAUUCCUUGGCUGGAACACACCCCACGCUGCCACAGUCGCUAGAAGUAUCCUCUUGGAUUGCAAAGGGCGCUGAUGGCGGUAAGGGCGUCAUCAUGGGAGCCCGCCACAAGGAAUACGUUGUUGAAGGCGUCCAGUUUCAUCCCGAGAGUAUCCUGACCCAAAAUGGCAGUCUCAUGUUCAAGAACUUCCUGAAAAUGACCGGAGGGAAGUGGUCCGAGAAUCCUCAUGUUGCUGCUCCAGAACAGCAAACGAAUGGAGUAGCCAACACUACAUCCCCCACGAAAAAAGGGUCUAUCUUGGACAAGAUCUAUGCUCACAGGCGGAAAGCCGUUGCCGCACAGAAACAAAUCCCUUCCCAGAGACCAGAAGAUCUUCAAGCCGCCUACGAUCUUGGUCUUUCCCCUCCUCAAAUCUCUUUCCCCAAGCGACUACGGCAGUCGGCGUAUCCGUUGGCGCUGCUGGCUGAGAUCAAGAGAGCAUCUCCUUCGAAAGGCAUCAUUUCGCUUGGGACAUGUGCUCCUGCUCAAGCACGAAAAUAUGCCACGGCUGGGGCGAGUGUCAUAUCGGUGCUCACCGAGCCUGAAUGGUUCAAAGGCAGUCUGGAAGACAUGCGAGCAGUCCGACAGAGUCUUGAUAGCAUGCCAAAUCGACCAGCAGUGCUAAGGAAAGAAUUCAUCUUCGAGGAGUACCAGAUUCUGGAAGCUCGUCUAGCCGGCGCUGAUACAGUGCUGCUCAUUGUCAAGAUGCUGGAUGUCGAGACUUUAACCAGGUUAUACAAAUACUCUCGGUCUCUUGGAAUGGAGCCUCUAGUGGAAGUGAACACAGCGGACGAGAUGAAAAUUGCUGUCGAUCUCGGAUCCGAGGUCAUUGGUGUCAACAACCGUGACCUCACCAAUUUUGAAGUUGACCUUGGCACAACCAGUCGGCUAAUGGACAUUGUACCCAAGACCACCAUCGUGUGUGCUUUGAGCGGGAUCUCCGGACCUGAAGAUGUUCAAGCGUACAGGAAAGACGGUGUCAAGGGAGUCCUUGUUGGAGAAGCCUUGAUGAGAGCUUCGAACACAGUCGAGUUCAUCACGAAACUCGUAGGAGAUCCUAAUGUUGAACCCAGGAAGAAGACCCAGUCCCCUCUGUCUGUCAAAAUCUGCGGCACGAGGACCCCAGAAGGCGCCAAAGCAGCCAUUGAAGCAGGUGCAGAUUCCAUCGGCAUAAUCUUGGUACCCGGUCGGACGCGCUACGUCUCAGAUGAGGUUGCUCUACAGAUAGCAAAAGUCGUCAAGUCUACACCAAACCCAUCCACAAGACCUGCUGAUUCUUCAGAGGUUGGCGCUACUGAAUACUUCGAUCAUUCCUCAAAAAUGCUUGUGAGACCAGAUCGCGCUCAACUAGUGGGUGUCUUUCUGGAUGCACCGCUUGAGCAUGUUAUUGAACAAGUCUAUAAGCUCGGCCUUGAUGUCGUUCAGCUGCAUGGCUCCGAACCUAUCGAAUAUGCACGGAAUAUCCCUGUUCCUGUCGUCCGCAAGUUCUCUCCUUCAGAGCCCGGUAUUUCCGCUCGAGGUUAUCAUGCUCUCCCCUUAUUGGACGUUGGGGCUGGAGGCACUGGUCAACAGCUGAAUCUGGAUGAAGUCAAGGCCUUCUUCGACAGAGACCCGGGCGUCAAGGUUAUUUUCGCCGGCGGACUCAAUCCUGAGAACGUAAACAGGAUAUUGGAUUCCCUGGGCCCUUACCGAGCAAAUAUUGCUGGCGUUGAUGUUAGCAGUGGAGUCGAGUCGGAGGGAAAGCAGGAUCCUUCCAAAAUUGCCGCGUUCGUCAAGGCUGUCAAAGAAUAG
Messenger RNA from Exophiala xenobiotica, 2286 nucleotides. RefSeq lists its product as uncharacterized. The coding region runs from base 1 to 2286 and encodes 761 amino acids. Gene Ontology annotation, molecular function: anthranilate synthase activity; phosphoribosylanthranilate isomerase activity; indole-3-glycerol-phosphate synthase activity. Gene Ontology annotation, cellular component: cytosol. The record is from RefSeq and is a predicted model, not a curated record. NCBI's taxonomy places the organism in Eukaryota, Fungi, Ascomycota, Eurotiomycetes, Chaetothyriales, Herpotrichiellaceae. The transcript has a single exon. Gene Ontology annotation, biological process: L-tryptophan biosynthetic process.